AUGAACUUCAAAUUUAAAUUUCUUUAUCUCUCAAUACUUCUCUUAUUUAUACCAUCAACGUUUGCUCUUAAAGAUGAUGGAAGCAACAACAUUGAAGCCGUUUUUGAUGCGGCUACAGGGUUUAUGAUACCUCUUAUCAUAUAUUUAUCCUUAAAUCAUGGAAUGAAUAAUUAUUUAUUUUGUUCAUUCAUCAUAUUAGCAAUGGCUGAUAUGGGAUUAACAAUAUUUUUCACUUAUUUUUGUUAUUUUCAUUAUAAUCAUGAUCCAUUUUUUUGGAUUUAUUUUAUAUUUAUUGAACCAAUUUAUAUUAUAAAUUAUCUUAUUAUAUUAAAAGAAAGUGAUCAUUUUAAUAAAUUUUUAUUAAGAAAUAAUAAGAAGGAAGUAAACAAAAUGGAAAAGUGGAUUAAAAAAAAAUUAAUUCCUUUAACAUUAUUUAUUAUAAAUUUGAUAUUUUUGGGUAUCGCUAUACGUAAAGAUUAUGUUGAUUUUAUAAAUGGACUUUUUAUAAUUAUACCAAGUAUAAUUUUAUUCUUGGUUUAUCUUGGUUUCAUCAUUUUUUAUAAUGAAACUAAAAAUGAGAAUAUGGAUAAUGAGAAUAAGAGUAAUGGACUUGCUCAUCUUCGUUUUUUUGUUGAAUUUAUGUGUUCAAUUAUUUUUGUUAUGAUAUCAGGUCCUUCUGUUUUAUGGAUAAAAUGUUAUUUAUCUAUUACUAUAGUUGAAAUGUCUUUAUAUUUAGAAAGAGCAAAACCUGAUUCAAUAUUACGUUAUAGAUUAAAUAAUCUUGAUCAAUGUAAAGAUUUAUUAUUAAAUCUUCAUAAUGAUGAUAAUGAAAAAAGUAAAAAUUUUGUAAUAGAAUUACAUGUAGUAGAUCAUAAAAAAGAAGAAAAUGAUAUUUCCUUAAAUAUUAUUGACGUUCAAAAAAUGUAA
Rhizophagus irregularis DAOM 181602=DAOM 197198 is the source of this 927-nucleotide messenger RNA. RefSeq lists its product as uncharacterized. The record is from RefSeq and is a predicted model, not a curated record. NCBI's taxonomy places the organism in Eukaryota, Fungi, Glomeromycota, Glomeromycetes, Glomerales, Glomeraceae.